Messenger RNA from Neurospora tetrasperma FGSC 2508, 1634 nucleotides. RefSeq lists its product as uncharacterized. The coding region runs from base 75 to 1634 and encodes 519 amino acids. The transcript has a single exon. NCBI's taxonomy places the organism in Eukaryota, Fungi, Ascomycota, Sordariomycetes, Sordariales, Sordariaceae. The record is from RefSeq and is a predicted model, not a curated record. Gene Ontology annotation, molecular function: acyltransferase activity, transferring groups other than amino-acyl groups. Gene Ontology annotation, cellular component: membrane. Gene Ontology annotation, biological process: polysaccharide biosynthetic process.
GACUGGAGAGCUGAUGUAAAGUGCCCGGUGUAACACUCUUACCGACACUGCAAGCAUAAAGACAUAACAGCAAGAUGCUCCGCCAUCAACUAAACCCAGUAUCAUGGGCCGACACAGUCCUCCGGGCUCUCAUCCCGAGCUUCAUAGCCGACGCCAUUUUCUCUGAUCAUAGGAAAGCGACCCGACUACACCCAACUUCGUACCUCGACGGCCUACGCGGCAUAGCCUCCGUGAUCGUCUUCUUCUGCCACUAUACCGAGGACAACUACAACUCUCUGACACGCUCCUACGGCGUCGCCGACAAUGACCGCCCAGAAACGGCCACGACAGGGUGGAUUCAGCUCCCGUUCCUACGCAUCAUCUUCUCCGGGCGGCCCAUGGUGCACAUCUUCUUUGUCAUCUCCGGCUUUGUGCUCUCGUACAAACCCAUCAAGGCCAUCCACGCCCGCGACUUUGACAAAUGCUAUGUCACUCUCAGCUCGUCGACCUUCCGCCGCGCGUUCCGCCUCUUUGGCCCCUGCGUGGCCUCGACCUUCAUGAUCAUGUGUUUGCAGCAGAUGGACCUUUACCCUGGGCGGAACCCGCGCGCAUCGUGGACCGAGCAGCUGAUGGUCUGGAAGCGCGUCGUCUUCACGCAGAUCACCUGGCCGUGGGCCUGGGACAAGGACAUGAUGCCCGGCUACGACAUCCAUCUGUGGACGAUCCCGAUCGAGUUCGCGCACUCCAUGCUGCUCUUUAUGGUAAUCCUCAUGCUGGCGCGCACCAAGCUGCGCAUCAGGCAGAUGAUGGUUUUGGGGUUGAUGGGGUACUGCCUCAGCUGCGGCAAGUGGGCCGGGUUUGAGUUCCUGGCGGGCCUGUUCCUUGCGGAGGUGCAUGUGCUGAAGAGCGCAAGGGAGCAGCAGAACAAGGAAUGGGAGUCGGUGGCGCAGGAGGAGGAUGAUGAUGAUUUAGACAAGUAUGGCCAUCGGGAGGUCAGGCAGGGCGGCGGGCUUGUUAGUCUGUCGACGCUGAAGACCAUAUCUUGCAUCUCGCUGGUCAUCUUGGGAUUGUUUGUCGGCGGUUGGCCUAAUCACUAUGCGGACAAGACGCCGGGGAUCCGGUGGUUUUUGGCAAAGACGCCCAUGCCAUUCGCAAAGAUGGACCAUCUCGCCCCGCAAAAGUUUUGGUUCGGUCUUUGUGCGAUAGGAACGGUCUGGGCUGUCGGAGAGCUUCCGCUCCUCAAACGCUUCUUCGAGGGUUCGCUAGCGCAGUAUUGCGGGCGCAUCAGCUAUGCGAUCUACAUUUGCCAUGGGCCGGUUCUAGGACUCUUCCAGGCUUAUGUCUUUGGCAGCCCGUUUGUGCCGGCUCAGGGCGAACCUGGCACGGAUGACUAUAAGGUAGCUGUUGAGGCGCACGGGAUCAAGGGAAUGAUGGGCAUGGAGAACACGACGCAAAAGACAAUGGGCUGGUUUUUGGGAUUGUGCGUGCUUGGGCCCGUUGUUGUAUGGGCGGCUGAUAUCUUCAUGAGGGCGAUUGACGAGCCUAUUGUCCGGAUAGCAAGGAAGAUGGAAAACGUUUGUUUGGACAGGGAAGCUCAGCCGGAUCAGCGACCCGGUGGGAGACGACUGGAGCCGGGAUAUUCGCAGGCUGCAUAA